AUGAGGCGACCGAAAGCCUGUGCCACCUGUCGAGCCCGACGUCGCAAGUGUGUCAUCGAGCCCGGCCAAGAACGCUGCGAACACUGCAUCACACACAACACGGAAUGUGUCCAGGAGCUGCCUCGGGGCGGCUGGUAUGAACAGCGCGCCCUCCAGCAGAGCCAGCAGCCAUCCCAGAGUCCAACAAAUGGUCACCCGUCCUCGGGCGCACCGUCGCCCUCUUCUAUCCAGCUCGGGACGCCGCUCCCUGGGAUCGAGCUCAUCCUCGAGAUCGUCCACUUGUACUUUGACUACAUCCACGAUCAGUUCCACUGUCUCUUCCACCGUCCCACCUUUAUCCAAGAUGUCACCCAAGGCCACGUCCCGGAAGGGCUGCUCUUUGGCAUCCUCGGGCUCGCAGCCCGUUUCUGCACAAACCCGGCCCUUGGGGGCACGGAGCCUCGGGACAGAGGCCGCAAGUUCAUGCUCGAGGCCGAGAAGCGACUCAAUAUCCGGCACAUUCACCUCGACACGGUGCGCCUCGCCAUCCUCGUGGGCGCGGGCGCGACGGGCGAUGGCGACACAGAGGCUGAAAACAUAUUCUACACCGUUGCCUGUCGCAUGGCGCGGAUGCUGGGCAUGCCGCACCGCCCAGCUGCGAGCACCCUAGACAGAGAGAUAGAAAUACGAGUCUGGUGGUCGCUCUGCAUGAGCGACGUCUGGUCGUCCACGGCCGUCAAGCUGCCACGGUUGCAGCCCGUGGACGGCGACGGUGCCCCCUUGCCCUCGGACGACCUCCCCUUCCUCCACCUCCAGCGAGCCGUGACCACGCCCGCGCCUCUCCUCGAGCGCCGCUCCCCGCUCAUCAGCCAGAUGAUCCUCCUCAACCGUAUCCUCCUCGCCGUCAACGACUUCAACCAGGCCUGCGUCUCCUCGCCCCCCUCCCCCGUCGAGCUUGAGAACGGCGUCCAGCUGCUCGUCCACCAGAUGGAGUCCUGGCUCUCCAACCUGCCUCGGGACCUCCGCGACAACGCCGACAAUUUUCGCUGGUUCAACCUCCAAGGCCUCGGACGACCCUACGCCGCCGUCUACCUCGGCUACUACCACUUUGGCCAGCUGCUCUACUACCAGUUCCUCCACGUCGGCAACGGCGUCCCCGCCGGCUCCCCCGCCCGUGUUUACUCGGACCGCUGUAAAUACCACUCGGCCCAGCUCUGCGACAUGAUCUACCGCGCCGUCUUCACCCCCGGCAGCGACGUCCGCUACCACAUGGUCGCCCACGUCCUCGUCAUCGCCUCCACGGUCCAGAUACACACCCUGCUCUUCUCCGACGACGAGACCCAGAUCGCCGACGCCCGCCGCCGCCUCGAGAAGAACUUUGAGAUUUUACUCUUGCUCCGCCCCUACUGGCCCGCCCUCGACCGCAUCAUGGGCCGCCUCCGCGCCUUUCACGCCACAUGCCAGAACAACAUGUCCUCCAGCUUCGUCCUCGAUCGCUGGAUGCUGCAGUUUCUCGUCAACUUUGGCGGCAACAUGGACGAGAAGCCCGACGGGGCCGCCACCUCCCCCGAGCUCGAGGCCUUUUACAGUCUCGACUCGCUCAUGUCUUCGUCGUAUGAUUGA
Emericellopsis cladophorae is the source of this 1602-nucleotide messenger RNA. Its product is annotated as putative transcriptional regulatory protein -like protein. The record is from RefSeq and is a predicted model, not a curated record. Gene Ontology annotation, molecular function: DNA binding; DNA-binding transcription factor activity, RNA polymerase II-specific; zinc ion binding. Gene Ontology annotation, cellular component: nucleus. Gene Ontology annotation, biological process: regulation of DNA-templated transcription; DNA-templated transcription. The transcript has 3 exons. Lineage: Eukaryota; Fungi; Ascomycota; Sordariomycetes; Hypocreales; Bionectriaceae. The coding region runs from base 1 to 1602 and encodes 533 amino acids.